AGCCUUCACUAAUGGGAGGGAGGUGACAGUGUCCUUGUGACAUAAAGGGAGGCUCUCAGCAGUCGGUGACACCUUUGUGUAUUGGCAUGCUGUGUGUUUACACAUCCUCGUCAGCUGAGCAGGUGGGGAGUGUCUGACCGGAGCAGCAUGGAAGAGCCGGCUUCGCUGCAAGUAUGUCAGAAGCUCAGCUACGCUUUUGGCCAUUUUCUCAAUGACUUGUGUGCCUCCAUGUGGUUCACCUAUUUCCUGAUCUACUUCCACUCUAUACUGGGCUUUAACUCGUUUAACGCCGGCCUCCUCCUGCUGGUGGGCCAGAUUGCUGAUGGCAUCUGUACUCCUCUUGUUGGCUAUGAGUCGGAUCAUCGUGCAAGCAGUCUGCCAUACGGACGCCGGAAGUCGUGGCAUCUAGUCGGAACUUUGAGUGUGAUUCUUUCGUUUCCAUUUAUCUUCAACCCAUGCAUUGGUUGCACAGAAAAUACACCACAGUGGGUUGGCCUGAUAUACUUUAUCCCAUUCAUAAUCAUUUUCCAGUUCGGCUGGGCUGCUUCACAGAUCUCUCAUCUCUCACUCAUUCCAGAUCUGGCUAAGAAUGCACAUGAAAAAGUGGAGCUUACAGCAUUACGAUAUGCUUUCACUGUACUGGCAAACAUCUCUGUUUAUGCUGUUGCUUGGUUGCUACUUCACUUUCAGCCUGGGAAGACUGGUCAUGAAGAGACACACUUGGGACGGCAGGACAUUCCUAUCUUCAGGACAUUAUCUCUCAUCGUGAUAGGAGUUGGAGCACUGUUUUCUCUGUUAUUUCACAUUGGAACGAAGGAAAAGCAAAGGUUUGAAUACCUUGUGGAAGCUGAAAAUGAAGAUUGUAUUCAAGAGCAAGCAACACUUCCCAUAUCUCCAAAGUCAGUGAUGUUAUGGAAGCACUGGCUUCUGGAACCUUCUUUCUACCAGGUAGCCAUUUUGUACAUGUGCACACGUCUCAUUGUAAACCUGUCCCAGACAUAUAUAGCAGUUUACCUGACCAAUUCAUUGCACCUUCCAAAGAAUUAUAUUGCUACCAUUCCAUUAGUCAUGUAUGUGAGCGGCUUUAUUUCUUCAUUCCUUAUGAAACCAGUUAAUACUUGGAUAGGACGGAAUCUUACCUAUUUUGUAGGUCUUUUGGCAAUUUCAGCAUUUGCUGCUUGGGUGGCACUGGAUCCUGAUCUUGGAGUAGCUGUCUAUGGAGCUGCGAUCAUUUUGGGCUCUGGUUCUGCAACAAUUCUGGUUACAUCCCUAUCAAUGACAGCUGAUCUUAUUGGACCUCACUCGGUCAGUGCAGCUUUUGUGUAUGGUGCAAUGAGUUUCACUGACAAAGUGGCCAACGGCCUUGCAGUUGUGGCCAUUCAGUCUAUGCACCCAUGUCAUACUGAGGUCUGCUGUCCAGCUUGUACUCCCUUCUACCACUGGGUGAUGGUGACCGUAACUGGAGCAUUUGCUGUAGUGAGUGCUUUGGCUCUAAGCUCCAUUAUGAUCUGGCCUAUCAAAGUGCAGUUUUGCAAAGUGUCAGUACCUUCAAUACAGGAGUCUUCAUGGGCCAUAAACUCAGAGGAUGUUGAUGCAGUAAACGCUUGAAUUUCUUCCUGCAUAUCUACCUUGCUUUAAGUGCUUUUUUUUGCACAGACAUUGAAUGAGAUUUGUC
Messenger RNA from Nanorana parkeri, 1675 nucleotides. RefSeq names its product major facilitator superfamily domain containing 12 (gene MFSD12). Gene Ontology annotation, molecular function: symporter activity. The transcript is spliced from 10 exons. Lineage: Eukaryota; Metazoa; Chordata; Amphibia; Anura; Dicroglossidae. Gene Ontology annotation, cellular component: membrane. The coding region runs from base 148 to 1608 and encodes 486 amino acids. The record is from RefSeq and is a predicted model, not a curated record. Gene Ontology annotation, biological process: carbohydrate transport.